Messenger RNA from Mangifera indica (mango), 2231 nucleotides. RefSeq names its product cleft lip and palate transmembrane protein 1 homolog. Lineage: Eukaryota; Viridiplantae; Streptophyta; Magnoliopsida; Sapindales; Anacardiaceae. The record is from RefSeq and is a predicted model, not a curated record. The transcript is spliced from 12 exons. Gene Ontology annotation, cellular component: endomembrane system; membrane. Bases 65 to 1846 code for a protein of 593 amino acids.
AGCUCUCAAAACCGUAUUUUACUUCGAUCGCAUCAACUUUGUUUCAACACAGCUGAGAGGACAGAUGGCGCCGCCGGCAGAAGGAGGAGCAGAAGGAGGAGGAGGCGGCGGCGAAGGACAGCCGCAGAGACAGCAACACGCGGGAUUCGGCCAAACAGUAACUGGCAUCAUUAGAGUCGCCGUCUUCUGGUACUUCGCCUCCAAGUUCUUCUCUCCUAAACGACCUAGUGAUCCCUCCCAGCCUCAGGUCUUCUCCACCAAUCUUUUCCAGAGAGGAGAAUACCUGGAUAUGUGGCUAUACCUUUCAGAACAUGAAAAAUUCAACGACUUUGGUAAUGAAAGUGCACUUGUUUGGCAUGAAACUAAUAUCCCCUAUGCCAUUUGGGGAAAAGAAAGUACUCGAACUCUUUUUACAAAGUACUAUUCAACUGAGGCUUUGAAGCACAAUGGGAGCCUCUAUGCACAUGUUUUCUUUGCACGCUCUGGAUAUCCUCCAGACCCUAAUGAUCCUGAGUAUCAACAUGAUGCUACCUUUGGGAAGACUCAUCCUGUUGUGGUCUAUUAUCCCAAGUCAAGAGCAGAUAAAAGGAGGAGUCUCCUGGGUAAUUCCGAAGACUCCAAGGAGAGUGAAACAUUGAUUAAGGUUGUUGAUGAUCAUGCAGGUGAUUCUAAGGAUGAUGGUCCUUUGGAAUGGGUUUCAUAUUGGAAACCAAAUGUCACAAUUAAUUUGGUUGAUGAUUUCACACGAUACUCAUCUAAUUCUGUGCCACCAAACAUUGCUCCGUACUUGAAUGUUGAACCAAGUACCGGGAAUUACUUCCCAACCAUUUUCUUCAAUGAGUUUUGGUUACUCAGAGAUAAGUUGAUCCCACUCAAUGACACAGUGACAGAAUUGCCGCUUAAUUUGGAGGUGGGUCCUAUAGGCAUGACAAAGUGGCAACUAUUUCUGCAAAUGGAUCAGUCAUUUCAGAUUCAUCGAAGUUAUGGAAGCAUGGUUGAAGGCGAGGCUGAUGAACUGAAGAGGGUGUUCUUAGAAGGAAAUCCUUAUCUCCUGGUGAUCACGAUGAUUGUUUCAUUGCUGCAUUCUGUGUUUGACUUCUUAGCAUUCAAGAAUGAUAUCCAAUUUUGGAAUAAAAAUAAGUCUAUGGAGGGACUUUCUGCAAAAUCUGUGAUUGUGAACUUCAUAUGUCAGCUCAUUGUAUUCCUAUAUCUGCUUGACAAUGACACUUCCUGGAUGAUACUUGCAAGUUCUGGAGUUGGUUGCUGCAUUGAGUUUUGGAAGAUAGGGAAAGCUAUGCACAUAGAGAUUGAUAGAAGUGGAAAGAUACCUAUGCUGAGGUUCCGGGAUCGUGAGUCAUAUGCAGGGAAUAAGACUAAGGAAUACGAUGAUCUGGCAAUGAAAUAUUUGUCUGGCGUGCUUUUCUUCCUGGUUAUAUGUUCCUCUAUUUAUUCACUCAUGUAUGAGCGCCAUAGGAGUUGGUAUUCUUGGAUUCUUUCCUCACUUACAAGCUGUGUGUACAUGUUUGGUUUCAUUAUGAUGUGCCCCCAACUUUUCAUUAAUUAUAAGCUAAAGUCUGUGGCACACCUACCCUGGAGACAAAUGACAUACAAAUUCCUGAACACCAUCAUUGAUGAUCUCUUUGCCUUUGUCAUAAAAAUGCCAAUGCUACAUCGGCUUUCUGUCUUCCGUGAUGAUAUUAUAUUUUUGAUAUAUCUAUACCAGCGGUGGAUGUAUCCAGUAGACAGAUCACGUGUAAAUGAAUUUGGUUUUGGUGGUGACGAGGAUAAGCCUUCUGAUGGUGCAGUAACAGAUGUGUCGAAAGAGGAUGAGAAGAAAACCAAUUGACCACAAUAACAAGCUGACAUCAACAAACAAGAUUUUGCUAAGAAAUGCAGAUGAGCAGGCAAUGUUUUGGUUAUAUUUCAGCUCAUGUGAUGUAAAAUUUAAUUAGGUGGUAUGACUUGUUUCGUUUUUGUUUUAGAUAAUCACAUUAUGAGAAUACUUUAAUAGUGUUUUGUUGUAGGCUAUAGGCCUUAUUCCAUACCUCCGUUUUUGUGUGAAGAAUUUGUAUGAAUCGCUUGCAUAACUAACUGUUUGAACUGUCAUUGAGGAUUCAGUUACUGGGCAGUUCUUAAAACACAGUGGUUUGGAGGAAUUUAGCUGGCGGGUUCUUAUAUUGUUUUUAUUACAUUUGGUUUUAAUUAAUUUUUUAAAUAUCGGUUAUGCAAAA